Mesorhabditis belari is the source of this 1473-nucleotide messenger RNA. The record is from the annotation of a GenBank genome assembly. Lineage: Eukaryota; Metazoa; Nematoda; Chromadorea; Rhabditida; Rhabditidae.
AUGUGGCUAUUCUCUCUUUUCAUUUUUAGUUCUAUAUUCGAAUUUGGAUCCGCAUUUAUUGUUGGUGGCUGCAUUGGACCGAAAUCGUCUUUCGAACGAUAUUUGACUGUUAGCGAGAAGAAAGAGUUGAAGCGGAUAGUGCACGAGAAUUUUGAUGGGAGCAAUCAAGCUGAGGUUCUCUCCGAAGUUUAUCACUUCGUUCACGGUCAUGUCACCGAUGCGCAAUGGAAGGAAAUCUAUCCGGAGAUUGAAAAAUAUCGACAACAAAGCCAUGAAUGUUCGGUGUACGCUCAGCUGUUGCCGAAUCAUUUGUACAAACAAUUAUUGACAUCGGUCUAUCGAGCUUCGGAAACUGGUGCUGAUAAGCAUGAAGUGAAGCGAUUAGUUGAGGAAUACAUCGAACGUUUACUCGUUGAAGGAGCUUUAGAUCGGAUUCCGACUCAAAUGCCGGCGUUGAAGCCGGCUUUACCGAUGUCACCGGUGGUUCGACGCGUUUCCCAAACGUCGAAGCCGACAAUCGCGUCGACUCCGUUUGAAUCAACGACCACGAGUGCCGCACAACAAACCACCAUUUCAGCUGUACCCGUGCGUCCAGCUCACUACCUGGUGAUGGCCCCUCCACCACCGGUACGUAUCACUCUUCGUCCACCUCUCUCUAUCAAUCUCCUCCUUUCCACCUCCACCCCAACCACUACAACUCUUAAACCAACUCCUCCAAUUCCUUUUGCUGGAUUAAGCCAAGCUAUGGAGGAGACACGAAAUGCAGCUCGUUUUGACUCGUUAGCGAGACAAUUUUUGCGAGAACGAAUCCGGAUCGCAUCGUCGACUCAGGAUACGCCUGUUGUUUACAACAAUGUAAACCUGCCUCCUCCUCCAUCAAUGCCCCCUCCUCUCUACAAUCUUUUCCCUCGUGCCAUCCCUUUGAAUGGGGCUCAGCGUCUUCCAAAUCCCUAUGGAUCAAAUCACGAGCGUUUAUCGAAUAACCCAACUUUCCCUCUUGUCAGCAUGAAUCCUUACUUCCAUUGCCCGUCGAGUGAAACGAAUUGCUGUCACUACUGCACUCCCGCUUAUUGGCAUCGUCAACACCAUCGUCGCCCAGCGCUCUUGGUCGAGCCAUGGGAUGAGAGGAAAUUCGAUGGGAAUUUCCAGGCAAGUGAAAGAAAAGGAUAUAGGAGAACAUUUGGCACAUCUUUCCCUCGAUAUAACGAUGUUGAGAGAAUUGAUGGUGAGAAGGGAAAAGGAGAGGAUAAAGAAGAGAAGGGAAAAGGAGAGGAUAAAGAAGAGAAGGGAAAAGAGGAAACAACAACGAUGAAGAAUGCUGGUGAAGAAAGUACAAUAGUAGAGUCGCUAAAGAAAUCUGAAAAUUCAACAAAAGCAGAACUUCAUGAGAGACAUGAGAAAAUUUUGAUUCCUUUAAAAAAUGGGGAAUUGAUAGAGCCAGAUGGAUGGGAUCUUGUCGAAUCAAAAGAGAAA